Sinocyclocheilus grahami is the source of this 1313-nucleotide messenger RNA. Its product is annotated as cell cycle control protein 50B-like. The annotation marks the transcript as partial. NCBI's taxonomy places the organism in Eukaryota, Metazoa, Chordata, Actinopteri, Cypriniformes, Cyprinidae. The record is from RefSeq and is a predicted model, not a curated record. Gene Ontology annotation, cellular component: plasma membrane; endoplasmic reticulum; Golgi apparatus. Gene Ontology annotation, biological process: phospholipid translocation. The transcript has 5 exons.
UAUGGUGUGUCAAAAGACUAUUAUCAGCUCACUGGCGAUACACAGUAUUUCAAGAGUCCACGAGAUGUUUGCUCUCCAUAUUCGUAUGACUCCAAAAAUAACCCCAUUGUCCCUUGUGGAACUAUAGCGAAUAGCAUGUUCAAUGACACAUUUGAGCUCUACCAAAUAAUCAAUGGAACGAAGAAGGAGGUUCCAUUAGAUGGUAAAGGAAUCUCCUGGUGGACUGAUUUCAACAUAAAGUACAGGAACCCCUUGUCUGUGAAUGGCUCGUUUGCAAGCGCGUUUGAUGGUACAGUGAAGCCCAUAAACUGGCCUAAGGCAGCAUAUGAGCUGGACCUCACAGACCCAAACAACAACGGUUUCCUGAACCAGGACUUUCUAGUGUGGAUGAGGAGAGCUGCACUUCCUCAGUUCAGGAAGCUGUACCGGCGAAUCACAGAGGGUGAUUAUGCCGCGGGGCUCCCUGCUGGAAACUACUCUCUGACAGUCCAUUACAACUACCCAGUACUGAGUUUUGAUGGACGUAAGAAGUUGGUCUUCAGCAACGUGUCUUGGAUGGGAGGGAAGAACGACUUCUUGGGCAUUGCUUAUUUAGUAGUUGGCUCCUUGUGUAUGGUCAUGUCAGUGGUUAUGCUAAUAGUUUAUGCCAAAUUCAAAUUCUCAGAGGAGGAUGAUGCAUGAUGAUGCAAGGUGGCUGUGCUUAUAAAGACCACCUCGUACAUGCAUCUUAAAAACAAGAAAGAAAAGAAAUAAGGGGUUCAUUAAGAUGAGCCAAAUGUUGUUUUCAGACAAACAUCAUGGUCUAGAUCAAUCAUUUUGCAUUCACAUGCUAGAAAGCUUUAACUUCAGGUCAUUUAAUUAUUUCAAACCAGGAAUUAUUUGUUUACUAAAAGAACACAGGAUAUGACAGGAUUAGGCUAAAAAAAAACUAUUAGGCUAAUAUUCUAAGAGUUUGUUCAAAUGUCUUAGAAUCUGUAGAUCAAAAUGAUUAUCAGAGGUCAUCAUUCAGGGAAUGUUACCGGUUUCUUUUAUUCUACUUUGACUGUUUCAGGUAUAAAAUAUGAAUUAGUAGUUACUUUAGUUUCUGGACAUUACAGAUAAAACAAAGCUAAUAAUGGUUUUUACAUUUGCUUAAAUCUUAGAUUUCUUGACUAGUCAAGAAAGGUUUAACAGAUAUAUGGACAGAGACAGUAUCAGGUGCCAUAUCUACCUGUCAGAUGCAUAGCUUGGUUAAAGCUUUGUGUAUGUUUAGUUUAAUAUAUUGAGAAUUAAAAUGUAUUGCUGCUUGUAUAUUUUCUGUAAUAAACUUAAAA